Lineus longissimus is the source of this 2226-nucleotide messenger RNA. RefSeq names its product histidine decarboxylase-like. Gene Ontology annotation, cellular component: cytoplasm. The transcript is spliced from 12 exons. The record is from RefSeq and is a predicted model, not a curated record. Gene Ontology annotation, biological process: histamine biosynthetic process; L-histidine catabolic process. Gene Ontology annotation, molecular function: histidine decarboxylase activity; pyridoxal phosphate binding. Bases 91 to 2226 code for a protein of 711 amino acids. Lineage: Eukaryota; Metazoa; Nemertea; Pilidiophora; Heteronemertea; Lineidae.
ACUGGUGUGACAGUAAACUUUACUCAGCUCCAAGUUGGUUUGUUGCGGAAUUUUCGAGAAACAUUGGAUUUCUUUCGUUUUUGUCAAAAAAUGGACGCGGAAGAAUACAGAAGACGAGGGAAAGAAAUGGUGGACUAUAUAGCAGACUACCUCGAAAACAUCAGAACGAGGCGCGUGUUCCCGGAUGUAUCUCCAGGAUAUAUGCGCCCCCUAUUGCCAGAAUCUGCACCCACGACGGGAGAGGAAUGGGACGACAUCUUUAAGGACGUGGAGCGGGUCAUCAUGCCCGGGGUGACCCAUUGGCAGAGUCCCUACAUGCACGCCUACUUCCCAGCCCUCAAUUCCUAUCCAUCCCUCCUGGGCGACAUGCUUGCAGACGCCAUCAAUUGUUUAGGUUUCACAUGGGCGUCUAGCCCAGCCUGCACAGAGCUGGAAACUAUUGUGAUGGACUGGCUGGGUAAGAUGAUCGGACUUCCGCAAGAGUUCCUCCAUAGCAACGAACAGACGAUGGGUGGAGGAGUAAUACAGACGACUGCUAGCGAAUCCACCUUCAUCGCUCUGAUGGCCGCGAGAACAGAGGCCCUCAGGAGGUACAAAGCUAAGAACAGGGAGCUUAGCGAUGCGUUUAUAAACAACAGACUUGUGGCCUAUUGUUCGGACCAAGCACAUUCAUCGGUUGAAAAAGCAGGCCUGAUCGGAAUGGUGAAAAUGCACUUUCUACCCGCAGAUGAGAAACUCAGCCUCAGAGGAGAGACACUGAAAGAGGCUAUUACUAAAGACAAGGAGGAUGGGUUUAUACCCUUUUUUCUAUGCGCCACGUUAGGAACAACAGGGUCUUGUGCCUUUGAUAAUUUGCGGGAGUUAGGGCCAAUAUGCGAUGCGGAAAACAUGUGGAUGCACAUAGACGCGGCCUAUGCGGGCACAGCCUUCAUCUGUCCCGAAUUCCGAAGCUACAUGGAAGGCAUCGAGCAUGGCCACUCGUUUGCCUUCAACCCUUCGAAAUGGAUGAUGGUACAUUUCGAUUGCACCGCAAUGUGGGUAAGAAAUAGCGGGGCCCUCCAUCGAACAUUCAACGUGGACCCACUCUACCUUAAACAUGAGAAUUCUGGAGCGGCAAUCGACUACAUGCACUGGCAGAUACCUCUGAGUAAACGGUUCCGGGCCUUGAAGCUUUGGUUCGUGAUACGGUCAUUCGGAGUACAGGGACUUCAAAAACACAUUCGAGAGGGAGUGCGGUUAGCCAAGAAGUUUGAAAUGCUUGUCCGGGCGGACCCCCGGUUUGAAGUAUCAGCGGAAAGAGUGCUCGGCAUGGUGGUGUUCAGGUUAAAGGGUGAAAAUCUUCUGACAGAGGAGCUUCUGAAGCGUCUAAACAAGAGCGGCGAAGUGCACAUGGUCCCAGCCUCUCUGAAGGGACGAUACGUCAUCAGAUUCACCGUCACCUCAAAUAAAACAACCGACAAAGACAUUGAACGCGAUUGGUAUAUCAUCCGCCAGAUGGCGUGUGUGGUACUCGGACAGGAAGAGGAAGAAGAACUCUCCAACACAGAGGAAGGCAAGGAAAAUCUAGACGAGGAGGACAAAAUAGUCGAAAAUGGAAAAGUGGAAAUAAAACCGAGCGUUCCGCACAGUAUGUACAAACAUGUUGCAAGGGUCGGGAUGCUGAAGAAAGAGUUUGGGUUGAGUUUGAUUUUAUCAAAUGUCCCCAUGUCUCCCAGGUUCAUUAACGGCAGUUUCGCAGCUGUUUUUGAUAACACCGAGGUAUUGUACGAGUUUGCGAAAUAUUUGGCCGAUCGAGAUUUCUCGCGGCCGACGAUGAUCAUGUCGCCCCGCAGAAAAUUGAAGUCGAAGGGCAAGCAAUAUAGCCUCGACGCCAGCGUGUUGCAGAUCAGUGCGCCUGCACGAAAACCGCAACUGCAAUCGAAAUUCAAACAAAGUUCCUUGGAUUCGAAAAUCGAAGAGAUUUUCGAGAAUAAUGAAAAUAAUGAGAAUAGUAACAGUAAUAGUGGUACGAGUACCAGCCAAGAGGGGUCAAACAGCGCAGAGUCCAGUUCCGAGGCUGGCGAUGACGUCACAAAUAGUGCGCGCUCUCAAAGCUUUGAGAGUCAAAGUCGGAGUCCACUGCGCCGGCAACGGUCGAUAAAAUCACCGACUGAAGAUGGCGCCACUGAGAAGUUGAACGGCCAUCGGUUGAUUUGCACGUACUGCGGUCAUGAAGUGUGUGCAUAA